Molecule: messenger RNA, 1833 nt
Organism: Nymphalis io (European peacock)
Lineage: Eukaryota; Metazoa; Arthropoda; Insecta; Lepidoptera; Nymphalidae
Gene: fne
Product: ELAV-like protein 1
Exons: 1
Coding region: 274-1407 (377 amino acids)
Cellular component (GO): ribonucleoprotein complex
Molecular function (GO): RNA binding
Source: RefSeq, a predicted model, not a curated record
UCGGACUGCAUAUAAUAUUGUACUUAUUAUGAUUAGACAGUUUAAAUUAAUACAGUAUAUUGUUCUGGUAACAUUCUAAAAACAAACUCGUUCAUGUGUCGUGUGGUGAUGAACUUGUGAACCGGCGUUGCAGUUGGCGUUUUCGUACAAUUUGGUUUUUUUGUGUUCGUUCUUUGUUCGUUUUCCAUGUUGCAAAUGAAAUAACCAACCUCCAUCUGUGUGAGUUUUAUUAGUAUUUUAUUUUCGGUAGUGUAGUUUGAACAUUAAAGAACAAUGUUAAAUAACGAAAUGAGUAUAGAGAAUGGCGGCGGCGACGCUAAUUCCAAUGUGUCACCGACCAAACUCAUGGUCAACUAUAUACCAGAGCUGAUGACGCGCGAUAUGAUGUAUGCUCUUUUUUCUGCGAUGGGAAAAAUAGAAAGUUGUAAAUUAAUAGCGAAUAGAGGAUAUGGAUUCGUAGAGUACGAAAAACACGAGGACGCAGAGAAGGCGCGAGUUGCGUUCAACGGCCUGUUGAUGCAAGGCAAAACACUGAAAGUGUCAUUCGCACUCCUUAACCCCGAGAACAAAGUCAGCCACAAACCCGAUACUGAAUCGAAUCUCUAUAUAAGCAAUUUGCCUCCCGACAUGACCCUCGAGAGACUGAAUAGCUUGUUUAGCCAGUUUGGAAACAUAACUAAUAGUCGGGUGUCUCAAGGUAUCGGAUUCGUUUGCUACGAAAAUCGGCAGCAGGCGGAAGACGCCAUACAGCACAUGAACGGACAAUCACCGAUACCGGGUGCGGGGGCGAUAGUAGUGAAGUUUGCGAACAAGCCCAGUUCCAAUAAGAAUUCAGUUCGGUCUAGGGUAGGCAUUGCCGCCACGCCAUUAGCCUAUAACGGCGCGGCGGCCGUCUUCAACGGUACUACGCCUGCCUUCAACGGUACCAAUUUGAGCGCCGCGUUUGGCGCACGACCGGCAACAGCAUUCGCGCCCGGCUUCCCGCAAGCCUCGCCACCCCCUCUACUACCUUCUCCCGGUAAGGCACUACCGUUCAUCAACAAAGGCCAACAACGCUUCAAUCCCAUGGCGGCAACUAACCAUACUCCGUUACCGUUGAUAGGCGCCCCUGCCAGUCCCGUGCCCCUGCUAGGCGCGCCGGCGGCCCCGCACCAAACCACGGUGUAUGUAUACAACAUAGGUGAAGACACAGAGGAAUUGGCACUAUGGCAACUCUUUGGCCCCUAUGGUGCAAUUGACUCCAUAAAAGUGAUUAAGGACCCAGAGACAAAGAAAAAUAAAGGUUUUGCAUUUGUUAAUAUGCGUGAAUAUGAUGAGGCAGCGAUGGCUAUCCAGACACUGAAUGGAUACACGCUCAAUGGACAGGUUCUAUCAGUUAGCUUUAAGACUCAGAAGAGAAAUAUGUAGGAUAAGGACGUUUUAAACGUCAACUCGUUUGUGAUCGUCCCAGGGCCGAUACCUUAAAGAAAGAUUUCAUUCCAAUCUCAAAAUAUUUUUGUAGUUGAGACGCGAGAUCCUUUAUAUGCAUUUCAAAUUAGUCGCAUAAGUAUUUUUGUAAGAUUUGAUAAGUUUUGUACUGGCGAGAGAGCGACAUGACUACCUGUGAGUUAAGUUGGCUUGACAGUAUCCUAUAUGUGUACUUUUUAUCGUAUGAUAUGGUAUUAUAUUAUUGGACUAUGUAUGGACCUGUCGGAUAUGUAUUUCUGCCUGGGUGGCGCAGGGUCCGCCUGCCAGUCCCCCUGUGUCCACCCUCACCCUCCAGGUAUUUUUAUUUUAUGUAAAACAAACAAUUGUAUGUUUUUUAUCUUUAAUAAAUUUCAUGUUUAAAUAGAG